Molecule: messenger RNA, 1065 nt
Organism: Macrosiphum euphorbiae (potato aphid)
Lineage: Eukaryota; Metazoa; Arthropoda; Insecta; Hemiptera; Aphididae
Source: the annotation of a GenBank genome assembly
AUGGAUGGCCAUGGCCAGCGAGAACACCAAAGACCCGAGUUCGGAAGCGCACGACUUGAGCGUGUAGCCGAGUAUACGGAGCCCCUGCGAGUGCCUGGAGAACUUGAAUAUCCGGAACACCCUGAACACGCGGAGCGUGACGAAAGCACCGGACACGUCGUCGUUGUCCGUGAUGCCCAGACCUAUGUAGUACGGCAGGAUGGCCACCACGUCGAUGAUGCUCAUGACGCUGCGCAUGAACUUGCACCGGUCCGGGGCUGCGAACAACCGCAACAGAUACUCAGUGGUGAAUAUCAUCACGCAGGCCGUGUCCAAGCAGAAGAACACGAUCUUGUAGCGUUCGCCGCACGGCAGUGUGCCCACGCGGCCGGGCCGGUGGCCGCAUGGCACCGUCUCCACCACGUUGGCCAUGACGGACACGGCGAUGAAGAAGCCGGUGACGUAGUAGAAGACGAGUGCCGCGGUGGACGUGUGUGGAUUGCCGAACGCCCGCCACAUCUUCUGCCGGAUGUUGGUGAGUUGCGGCAGGUUCUGGUCGCCGUUCUCCGACAGCUUGUCGUCCAUCAGCCGCUCAGCGUUCUCGCGCUUCCGGUCCCGGUAGUCCUCGUAGCAGCAGUCGCCGAUGACGUCUGGCAAUAUGCCGAAGAACGCCAGUUCCUCGUCGUAGCUGGUCAGGCACUCGUGCUUCGGGUAAUGCAGCUUGCCGGUACGGUAGUAGUUGAGUAUGUGCCGGAAUAUGUCCGGGUCCCGGUCGAAGAAGUACUCCUUGCAGUCUUCGUCGUGAGAAACUCCCGUUCGUUGGACCCGAGCAACGUGUCCGGGUACUUUUCCACCGUGUUUCGCCAUGUCUCGAACCGGCGCCCUGAGACGUUGAUCAGUAGCUUCUCGUCGUCUAUUCUCCGCCGGUCCUUGGGCACCGGCGGCGGCGGCAGUGGGUGCGUGGCGAUCGGCACCCAACCGAUGGCCGCCGCCCGGGCGAACGGCAGCCAAGCGGCGACCGAGGCCAUGCUGUGCGGUGGAAUGACAGUAUCCACGGCGGCCGCCGGUCCAGUUGUUCUCGUAUAA